AUGAGCGCGAUCUCGCAGGACAUGUUCUAUGAGUUUGCUAGAAUGCAGGACGCCAGACGCGAUACCGCAGAUGUGUGUGCAAGGCUCCUCGAUUGGUGGGAUGACCCGGCACCGACCGCUCCAGCGGAGCAGCACCGCGGUCGCAAAAGGCAAAUCCCACAUGCAGAUGGAAAUUUCGCUACGUUUGUGUAUAUCCCUGUGCCGCGACGAAAGGUCACUCAUCGACUCGACGCAGCUCGUGCGUCUCUCCGUCAGCUUUGUCGUUUGAAGUGGAAUCUCCGACGGCCCGAAGAAGUCGGAGACCAAGGUCAUCUCGCCUGUGUGGGUAUUCACGAAAGGUCAAACACACAGCCUCCUCUUUCAGCUACACAGAAUGUAGCGAAAACGUCUACAGAAGAGAACAGCAAAACCGGGGUUCUGCACACGUCAGGUGGCCGAUCUGUACAGGAGUCCGUCAACGUUCAAGAACCGUCGCCUAAUCAUUUAGUCACAGAUUCAUCGCCGGCGUUUCGACGUGACAUUCACGGGAAGAAGCCAAAGAUACACAGACAGCUUCAACUGCAUACCACAAAAGAAGUGGUUGAUAUCGCGGAUCUGCAUUUAAGCCUGAGCCGGACGUUCAUGCUCCAGUACCACUUGAUUGAGCCUUUCCUCGCUCAAAUAACCACACAUCUGAGGCAAUUCAAAUGCUUCACCGUGGAACUACAAACGGAACUGGAUAUCUUCAGUAAUGCGGAUCAUUCUUGCUUUUUCGCCGCUCUUACGGCAUCGCCUACUUCUGCGAACCACCUGGUGUCUCCGGUGGUAAAAUGUGUCGACGAGAUUGUGACCCGUUUUGGAGGAGAGCCGUUUUCUUUUCGUCCUUUCCGUCCUCAUGUCUCUUUGGCUUGGACGGCAGAGGACAUCCGCCCCGCACUCCGCAUUACAUCCCGAGCGUCAGCUCACGAAGCGCGGCGAACCACACAGCGCUUGUCAUCCUCUGGCGACGAUGACGACACAGCUGAGGACGGUGAUGAGUGCCAGCUUUGCUGGCCACAGAUAGAAAAUGCCCUGCAGCAGUUUCGGGAUACCCAAACAGGAUCGCAGGUCGCACUAAACUGUCCGGAAACCGAAGCUGAGGAGGAGCCCCAGGUUGAGGCGGGUGCUACGGUGGAAGCACCCAGUCCUGCCCGGAUUUGGAUCGAAGUUCAGAAGGUGUGCGUAUCGGUUGGCAACAGAAUCAGCUCAAUCACCCUACAAGGGGGAGUGUCUGACUCUGACAGCUCAAGCGGCACUAGCGACACGGAGGGAAUGUAA
Molecule: messenger RNA, 1296 nt
Organism: Toxoplasma gondii ME49
Lineage: Eukaryota; Apicomplexa; Conoidasida; Eucoccidiorida; Sarcocystidae
Exons: 7
Coding region: 1-1296 (431 amino acids)
Biological process (GO): U6 snRNA 3'-end processing
Cellular component (GO): nucleus
Molecular function (GO): 3'-5'-RNA exonuclease activity
Source: RefSeq, a predicted model, not a curated record